UUUAUUCUUCUCUUGGUUGAUGAAUUAGAGCUACCUUUUAAGUUGAUACAUUUAAUACAGUACAUUUAAUACAGUUAAGGGAAGGGUCCCCUUCCAAGAAAAUGUAUAAAUAAAAUAUGUUUCAAAUCAGUUUGUGAAGAAACUUUGUUUCCUAGGUAUGCAAAGAAGCCUUUUCACCCAGAUGUGAAAUAAUAAUUGUAGAGAUAAUAUGGAUCAGUCCGGAGUUCUCCUCUGGGUGAAAGCAGAACCCUUUAUAGUGGGUGCCUUACAGGUCCCCCCUCCAUCCAAGUUUAGUCUUCACUAUCUCAGGAAGAUAUCCACCUAUGUGCGAACUCGGGCCACAGAGGGAGCUUAUCCACGCCUCUACUGGUCUACAUGGAGGCACAUUGCAUGUGGGAAGCUACAGUUGGCUAAGGACCUGGCGUGGCUUUACUUCGAAAUAUUUGAUAGUCUUUCGAUGAAGACACCUGAGAAACGGCUGGAAUGGUCUGAGGUUCUCUCCAACUGCACGUCUGAGGAUGAAGUUGAAAAGCAGAGAAAUCAGCUUUCAGUGGACACCCUACAGUUUCUGCUCUUCUUAUACAUUCAGCAGCUAAAUAAGGUCUCCUUGAGGACAUCUUUGAUUGGAGAAGAAUGGCCUAGUCCCAGAAACAGAUCUCAGUCUCCUGACCUGACUGAAAAGUCCAGUUGUCAUAUUGAAGGGACAACCAAGAGAGCCAAGAUUGCUUGUAAUACUCAUGUGGCCCCGAGGAUGCAUGGCAUGGUGGUGAUGAGCCAGGUCUACAAGCAGACAUUGGCCAAGAGCUCAGAUACUCUGGUGGGGGCACAUGUCAAGAUUCAUCGUUGUAACGAAUCUUUUAUUUAUCUGCUCUCUCCCUUACGAUCUGUGACAAUUGAGAAGUGCAGGAACAGCACCUUUGUCCUGGGCCCUGUAGAGACUAGUCUUCACCUCUACAACUGUGACAAUGUUAAAGUCAUUGCUGUUUGCCAUCGUUUGUCUGUCUCUUCUACCACAAGUUGCAUCUUUCACAUUCUGACACCUACACGUCCACUUAUUCUCUCUAGGAACCAGACAGUAACAUUUGCCCCCUUUCAUACCCAUUACCCAAUGCUAGAGGACCAUAUGGCCAGGGCAGGCCUUGCUACAGUGCCUAACUAUUGGGACAAUCCGAUGGUUGUAUGCAGAGAGAACAGUGACACUAGUGUCUUCCGGCUCUUACCACCUUGUGAAUUCUAUGUAUUUAUUAUACCCUUUGAAAUGGAAGGGGACACCACAGAGAUCCCUGGGGGCCUUCCAUCUGCGUAUCAGAAGGCACUUGGACAAAGAGAGCAGAAGAUCCAAAUCUGGCAGAAAACUGUGAAGGAGGCUCGCUUGACAAAGGAUCAAAGGAAGCAGUUCCAGGUACUUGUAGAGAACAAGUUUUAUGAAUGGCUGAUUAAUACAGGACAUCGCCAACAGCUGGACAGCCUUGUCCCUCCUGCGGCAGGCUCCAAACAAGCAGCAGGAUAGGGACCCUACGUCAAAACACUGGGCUCUGGAAACACAAGGAUGAAUGGAGGGUGGUGCUCAACUGAAUCAAGAAGGCGCUCUUGCUAUUUAAGAGAUAUUGGGACUUCUUCUUCCUAUUUGGGACCUUUCUUUGAUUUUCCUUCCAUAUUUAUUACUGUUUAGGUUGAACUUUAGCUAAACUUUUGACUUUCAUGUAAAGAUAUUAUUUAUAGAAUAUCAGAAGACCCAUCUUUUUGAUGCCAAAGUGAAAAAGUUGA
Messenger RNA from Otolemur garnettii (small-eared galago), 1767 nucleotides. It is a transcript of the gene TBCCD1, whose product is annotated as TBCC domain containing 1. Gene Ontology annotation, cellular component: spindle pole centrosome. The transcript has 6 exons. The coding region runs from base 209 to 1510 and encodes 433 amino acids. NCBI's taxonomy places the organism in Eukaryota, Metazoa, Chordata, Mammalia, Primates, Galagidae. The record is from RefSeq and is a predicted model, not a curated record. Gene Ontology annotation, biological process: maintenance of Golgi location; maintenance of centrosome location.